Messenger RNA from Talaromyces rugulosus, 1455 nucleotides. RefSeq lists its product as uncharacterized. The transcript has a single exon. The record is from RefSeq and is a predicted model, not a curated record. The coding region runs from base 1 to 1455 and encodes 484 amino acids. Gene Ontology annotation, biological process: regulation of protein phosphorylation. Gene Ontology annotation, molecular function: cAMP-dependent protein kinase regulator activity. Gene Ontology annotation, cellular component: cAMP-dependent protein kinase complex; nucleus. NCBI's taxonomy places the organism in Eukaryota, Fungi, Ascomycota, Eurotiomycetes, Eurotiales, Trichocomaceae.
AUGUCCCUGGACUGCUUACCCCUCGCCCAUCAAACCGAGAUCCCGUCCCUCAGCGAGCAAGCCCGCCAGCACCAGCACCAGCACCAACACCAGUCGCCCGACGCCGUCCUCUUCCAGCGGUCUGUCCUCCUCGCUUCCAGCAGCCAGAGUCGGAAGAAGCAGAAUCCCCGGGACCCUGCCGACCACGAGGCUCCGCCGGCCGCCACCAUGGCCUCCAAUUCCAACUUCCCGGGCACAAACCCUUUCUCGUCCAACACCGCCUCUCCGUUUGCAAAGAUUACAGAAGAGGACGAAUUCGACGUGGCGUCACCCACAAACCCAAACUAUCGAAAUGUACACGCCAACCAUCCAACCGGGGCCCCCUCGCGGAGCCUCUUCUCCGGCGGCGGCGGCUUCGGAGCUGCGCCCGAAGACAACAGUAACACAUUUGGCUCUCCCUUUCAAAACACAGAUCGCGGACCCGGCGGAGGAGGCGAUCCGAAUGCUUCUCCCGGUGGCGGCUUUCCUCCCACUGGAGGCGCCAGUCAGGGACUGCCAAACAACUAUGCGAUGGGUCGGCGGACAUCGGUGUCGGCAGAGUCUUUGAAUCCCACAUCGUCAGGCUCCGAGAGCUGGUCUCCGCCGUUCCAUCCCAAGUCAGAAGAGCAAGUCGGGAGGUUGAAACAUGCUGUGAGUGGGAACUUUCUCUUCUCGCACUUGGACGAUGAACAUCUCAAGACUGUGCUGGAUGCUCUUGUCGAAAAGCCGAUCCCGGCCAAGGAUAUCAAGGUGAUCACGCAAGGUGAUGCCGGUGAUUACUUUUACAUUGUCGAAGACGGCACGUUUGGUGUCUUUAUCAACCCUUCGGGUUCGGCCCAGUCGGGCCCUGACGGACUGGGCAACCAGGUGGGCAGUAUCGGCCCCGGUGGUUCCUUUGGCGAGCUCGCUUUGAUGUACAACGCGCCGCGUGCCGCGACGAUUAUCUCGCUCGAGCCCAAGUCGACAUUAUGGGCUCUGGACCGCAUUACCUUUCGGCGCAUUCUGAUGGACUCUGCCUUUCAACGACGGCGCAUGUACGAAGCGUUUUUGGAAGAAGUGCCGCUGCUGGCUUCCUUGAAGCCCUACGAGCGAUCCAAGAUUGCCGAUGCGUUGGACACCAUCAAAUACCCAACCGGGGAAACGAUUAUUCGCGAAGGCGACCCCGGCGAUUCUUUCUACUUGCUCGAAAUUGGCGAGGCCGAGGCGUUCAAGAGCGGCGCAGACGGUGCCGUCAAGGCUUAUUCUCGAGGAGAUUAUUUCGGUGAGCUGGCCUUGCUGGACGACAAGCCGCGGGCUGCGAGUGUGGUGGCAAAGACAGACGUCAAGGUCGCCCGGCUGGGCCGCGAUGGCUUCAAGAGACUGCUGGGCCCCGUGGAGCAGAUCAUGAGAAGAACCGAAUAUGAUGUAGAUCCUCUUGCGAAAGCGCCAUCUUCAUAA